Molecule: messenger RNA, 2970 nt
Organism: Eriocheir sinensis (Chinese mitten crab)
Lineage: Eukaryota; Metazoa; Arthropoda; Malacostraca; Decapoda; Varunidae
Exons: 6
Coding region: 38-907 (289 amino acids)
Source: RefSeq, a predicted model, not a curated record
AUCAUAACCAUUUAAAAUCACCACCAACACCACCAUCAUGGGCCUCAUCACCACCAUCACCACCUCCAUCACCACUAUCAUCACCACCUCCAGAAGACGCCCCUCCACCACCCUGCUGCUCUUCGUCCUCCUCCUCCUCGUUGGAAGCUGGGCAGAGGCGAAACGCGAGUACAGCACCAGGAGGGAAGAAGGAGAAAGAGGAGGAGGUGGAGGUGGAGAUGGAGGAGGAGGUGGAGGAGGUAGAGGCAAGAAGGAGUGUGACCCGCGCCAUCUCCAACAAUGCAUGAAGAAGCUGGAGGCUAUUAAUGAAGACCACGACCUUGCCUUCGCGUCCACCGAGCCUGAGCUGGACGAAAUGUGCCACACGAUGGGAAGCGGCCUGAAUUGCGUCAAGGACCACAUCUCGCGCUGCUUCAAGGCGGCGCGUCAGCAGCUUAUCUACCAGCUCUUGACGGGCACCGAAGACGUGAUCCACAGCCUCUGCAUGCCCGGCGCCUUCAGGGAGAAGUACCUCCAACACUCCCCAUGCAUGAAGAACCUGAGUGUGGACCCCCAGAUGUGCGGGAAACACUACCACCGCCUCAUCAGCUCCGUCGACCCCGCUGAGAAGCUCGAGUUUGAGGAUUCCAUCAGACAGCAGUGUUGCGCCUUCCACAACUACCUUCUGUGCGUGACGUCAGCGGCGGAGCGGGAGUGCAGCAGCAAGGCAUCAUACUUCAUAGAGGAAUACUCCUACCGCACCGCCAGGCCCAUCAUACAGACCCGUUGCAAGGUGUACGUGCCGGGCAGCCUGGAGUGUACCUACAGCCGUGCCCCCAACAGCCGUGCAGCCCCUUUCCUCCACCUCGCCCUCCUCCUCUCCCUCACCCUCCUCCUCCUCCCCUCACCUUACUUCACCCUUAUUUAGUUUAUCUUCAUCUAUACUCGAUCUCAUUUCCUUCCUUCCGUUCCCUUCUAUUACGUUUGUUUUCCUUCCUUUUCCUCCUUAUCUCGUCUUUCCUCUCCCUACUCCUCUCCCUCACCCUCCUUUUCCUCUCCUUUUAUCUUUUAAUUAGUGUUCCAUCGUACCUAUUCCUUCCCUUUCUUUCUAUCUUCCUCUUAUCUAAUUUCCUUUUCUCUCUCUCUUAACCUCUGUACCAUCCUUUUAUUUCCUUCCUUAUCUCAUCCUUAUCUGGUCUCUCUUUCUCUUUUAAUCAGUGUUCCAUCAUCUCUAUUCCUUCCCUUUCUUUCUAUCUUCCUCAUAUAUAAUUUCCUUUUCUCUCUCUCUUAACCUCUGUACCAUCCUUUUUCUUCCCUUCCUUUUCUUCCUUUUCUUCCAAUCUCUCCUUUAUCUAGGCUAUAUUCUCCCUUUCUCUUUUCUUUCCUAUUCCUUCCUUCUCAUUCCUUUCCUUCCCUUUCUUCCUUUUUUCCACACGACAGCAAGAAACUCAGCACCUUCCUUCCACGUCAGCGCCUCAGCAGCCUCCUUCCCUCACCCCACAAAUCAGCCCUCGGUCCGGCAAUGCACCUCAUCAGCUCAGCAAGUCAGCAAGUCAAGUCAACAUAUCCCUACGCACUGCACUUCCUCCUCCUCCUCUAGCCUGUUUGUUGAAGUCUCCCUUGUGAGCUCUCCGUUUUCUUUGACUCCUCCUCUUCCUCUUCUUGCGUCCUCCUCCUCUUAUUCCCUAUCUGCCAGUGUUACGAUAAUAAUGAUAAUAUACGUGGAAUAAAAGCUACAUAUGAACACGGUUUUAAGCGACUGUCAGGUGGUGCUUUACGUAUACUAUAUAAGUGGUAAUGGAGGAAGAUGGUGAGAAUAAUUAUAUGUGCUGUUUAUUUAAUGAGAAAAAUAGCGAAUAGGGACGAAUAGGCUUCAUAGUGUGGCUCGAGGCGGAGUUGGUGUCUCAGUCGGCCCUCAGAGCGAAAAGACGACUAGCCUACUAACUCUUAUUUCCUUAUAUAAACGUUGUGUGUACAGUGUUUACGUUAUAUUACCCAGAAAAAACGUUGACCAACCCCACAUACAUAUACUAUAAGAAGCAGGAACGUUUUACUACAGAACGUGGAACAACUAAAUGAGAAACGGAAACGAAGCAGAAAUUCAGAAAAAAAAACGAGUGAAUGAAAUUAAAUAAAAACUCGCUUCACUUCCCAAACGGCCUGUAGCUACUGUGUGUGUGUUUGUGUGUGUUUGUUUGCUCAUGCUGCUCAGAAAAGACUUAAAAACACACACUCACAUACGCGGAAAGCAGGAGGAACGUUUAAGUGAUGUUUAACGAAAGGAAAUAGACGAAAAACGAGGAAACAUGAUGCUUAACGAGGAAAAAAGCGAUAUGAAUUCUCAACCCCCAAACAACUAUUGAACGCACAGACCCAGAACGCUCCACAGUGAUGCCUAACGAUAUAAUGAAUAACGAAUGUGAAUAAUGAAUAUGAAAGCAGAAAACGAGGUAACACAACAUUAUGAAGCAAUACAAACCUUGAACGCAAAAAAAAGGAAAAAAAUACGCCAAGAAAGAGCAUUUAAACCAGUGAUGUUUAAUGAAAUGAAAAUGAACUUACGAUGACAAACUGAAUACGAUGGAAAACUGGACCAUCUAUCGACGCAAAAGGAUUUAUAUAUAAUUAAAACGUAAAAAAAUAUCAAAAAGCUUAAAAUUAUGAAUAACAAACAUAUAUUGAGAAACCACUCGAAUAACAAGACAAAUAUAUACAAGAAUAUCGAAGAAAAAAAAAUUAAUGGACUAACAUAUAAUUGAAACGUUAAAAAAUAUCAAAAAGCUUAAAAUUAUGAAUAACAAACAUGUAUUGAGAAACCACUCGAAUAACAAGACAAAUAUAAACAAGAAUAUCGAAGGAAAUAAAUUCAUGGACUAACAUAUAAUUGAAACGUUAAAAAAAUAUCAAAAAGCUUAAAAUUAUGAAUAACAAACAUGUAUUGAAAAAGCACUCGAAUAACAAGACAAAUAUAUACAAGAAUAUCGAAGAAAA